Molecule: messenger RNA, 964 nt
Organism: Pseudocercospora fijiensis CIRAD86
Lineage: Eukaryota; Fungi; Ascomycota; Dothideomycetes; Mycosphaerellales; Mycosphaerellaceae
Exons: 6
Coding region: 36-800 (254 amino acids)
Source: RefSeq, a predicted model, not a curated record
UUUUACGACUCUUGCCAGGUACUUGAUCGUUCACCAUGGCACCUACAGGCCUAGCCAUUCUGAUCGGAGCCGGUCCAGCUACUGGAGCAGGUAUUGCUCGAGUUCUUUCGUCGCCUAGUCAAGGCAAUCUUGCGGUCGCCCUUCUCGCCAGAAGACCAGAGGUAUUGAACGACCUGAUCACGUCUCUCAAAUCACAGAAUAAGGAUGCUGUGCUUGAAGCAUUCCCUACGGACACCAAGCCCCAGAAUUUGAGGAAGGCUUUUGCCGAGAUUCAGAAUCACAGCUCUUUCAAGGACCUCAAGCUCAAGGUCGCAAUCUUCUCAAUCAAGAACAGCUCCAAAAAACCGUUCUUGACGGAAACGUUCGAGGAGUUCAUGGAGCCGUUGGAGACGUAUGUCGGUGGCGCUAUGGUCUUCGCGCAGGAGUCGAUUAAACGAUUUUUCGCGGACCAUGGUGAGAGAUUGCUGGCCGAUGGUGGGGAGAAGAAAGGUACUCUAAUCUUCACAGGUACUAUGGGGGCGCUCAGAUGUAACGCAGAGUUCGGUAGCUAUGGCGCAUCUCGAGGAAGUGUCAGGCAGUUGGCGCAAGCUCUUGCCAAAGAAAUGAGCCCAAAGGGUGUUCAUGUCGCCCAUGCCAUUGCCAACGGUAGAAUUGUCGAUGCCCCAGAAUCUGAAGAAUGCCAAACCGGGAAGAGCAUAGCCGCGGAUGCCGUUGGUGAAACAUACCUGUUCCUUCAUAACCAGCACCCAACUCUCUGGACUCAUGAACUGGACUUGCGACCGGCACAGGAGAGAUUUUAAGACUCGAGCGAACUUCUUUCGGCUAGUUAGCCACAAAAUCUCUGGCGCAAAGCGUAGCGUAGCACGCUUUCAGGGACCCGUUUGAACGCGUGGGAGUCCGCGAACGAAGACUAGAUUAGGUCCAUUUGCGUAGCUUCUUCAGUGCACGGGAACGACCCAUACCU